AGAUCUCAUUAGUGUUGAAUAAAAUCAGUCCGGACGCCAGUAUUUUGUACAGAAAUGACUUUGGCUGAGCGUCGUGAAGAUUUUCGGAAGUACCUGAACGAUACAGGAAUUCUUACCCUUGUUCAAAAAUGCUUGAAAUCGUUGUACCUGCUGAAGCCAGAAGAUCGCCCUGAUGACGUUAUGCAAUAUUUCCUCAAUGAAAUACGGGGUACUGCACCCGUGGAAAGCGCUGAAUCAAACUCUAAAAUAGCUGAUCUCCGACGGGAAGUUGAAGAACUUCAGAAGAAAGUUCUCGAGUUGCAAUCGAUCAUCUCAACUACCCGCAAUGAUGUUGUGUCACCACGAGGAAGUCGACCGAACGAGGGUUCUAUGCGUGUGAACUUGGAUUAUUCGCCGGUUUGCGGGAAGAACAUGGAACGGCGUCGGUCUGGAGCGUGGGCGCAGAUCGUUCGAAUUUUUGAUAAAUUACUGCAAGAGUGCCGGUUUGUCGAUCUGGAGACGCUUUGCAUUGUCGCAGGAAAACAAGCAUGGGAGAUCACGGUGGACAUGAAUGUGAUCUCCGACGAUGGCAACUUGCUAGAAUGCGCCAGCAUAGCUUUAAUCGCUGCCCUGAAGCAUUUCCGUUAUCCUGUUACAACCAUGGAUGGAGACCAACCCAUCAUUCAUUCGAUCAGAGAAAAGGAUCCUUGUGCGCUAGUUUUCACUCACAAUCCCGUGUUUACGACGUUCUCUUUCCUCGGAAAAGGGGAAUUUUGUCUUGUGGAUCCCACAGAAGACGAAGAAUCAGCUCAAGAUGGGAAGCUAAGUGUGUACCCGGAAGAAGUACUAGAUUCUGUCGCCAAGAAGUCUCCAUCUAUGUUGCAAAUGAGGAGAACCAUAUCCCCAACUGAAGAACCGAUGGAUGAAGAUCGUAUGUCUCCUGGAAUUCGAAAAGAGCCUGAAGAAUCAAUUUCUUCUGAUGAGCCUCGAAUCAAACAAGAAGUUGAUGACGCUUCGUGGGGAAUCGAUGUUACUGCGGAAGAGGUUGUCGAACUCACUCGACGAACUGCGAAAGAUAAAAUUCAAGCCGUCGAGUUGUCUGAUGAUGAUAUAGGCGAAGACGAAGUCCCAAAAAAGACAAAGAAACCCGGAUCGAAAGAGAAGAAAUCAGGGGCUAGUGCUGAUGGAAACAAAUGGUUUUGUGACAAAUGGUGA
Notodromas monacha is the source of this 1194-nucleotide messenger RNA. NCBI's taxonomy places the organism in Eukaryota, Metazoa, Arthropoda, Ostracoda, Podocopida, Cyprididae. The record is from the annotation of a GenBank genome assembly.